GCAUGUCCUUACUUUUGAGAUCCUUCAGCAGUGCUGCGGUCUGCUCGUUAGCUAGCUGGGAAGAAAAGAAGAGGGAAGCGCAGCAGGAGAAAAUGGCUGGAGUGACCUGUACUUCUGCCACUUUUUUAAAACGACACCUGUAAUUUAUAGCCGCGAGUAGGGGGCUUCAUGUGUCUUUUUACAUACAUGAAAACGACGUGGAAAGUAACGGCUACAGAAUGGCAACUCGGGACGUACGACAAAGCCGUCGCGUGAUCACUAAGCGUGAGCUGCAGCAGCGCGAGCGGCGGCAGCACGAGCCGCAGGAUGACGACUCGGAUUCCGAAGAGCCCAACCUAGGGCUGAAGAGGUCAGACGACCGCGAGGCGCAGAUCAUCCACAGCGGCCACUUCAUGGUGUCCUCGCCGCACAUCGAGCACCCGCCCAAGAAGGGCUACGACUUCGACACGGUCAACAAACAGACCUGUCAGACGUACCACUUCGGCAAGACCAGCACGUCGCACUUUUCUAUCGACGCCUCCCUCACCAAGCUAUUCGAGUGCAUGACCCUCGCUUACAGUGGAAAGUUAGUGUCUCCAAAGUGGAAGAACUUCAAGGGCCUGAAGUUGCAGUGGAGAGACAAAAUUCGCCUGAACAACGCCAUCUGGAGGGCUUGGUAUAUGCAAUAUGUAGAGAGGAGGGAGACUCCAGUGUGCCAUUUUGUGACCCCUCUGGAUGGAACCAUGACCUCUGAGGCUUACCGUCCAGCUGAGUCUGUAUCCACAGAGGGAAAGUACUGGAAGAGAAGAAUUGAGAUCGUCAUCCGAGAGUAUCACAAGUGGAGGACAUACUUCAAGAAAAGGUUGCAGAAACAUAAGGAUGAUGAUCUUUCAAGUCUACUGAAGGGAGCAGAAGAGCAGUACUCCCUGUUCGGGGGCAUCUUUCCAGACACACUGCGUGUCUCCCUUUGCCAGGAUGAGGAGGUGGGAGCUCGCCACUGCGGCCGUAAGAGCCGGGACACCCCGGAGCCCAUGGAGAUGGACCUGCUUAUUGACAUGGAUGUGCUUAUGUCGGAGUUUUCCGACACUCUCUUCUCCACACUGGCUUCCCAUCAGUCCCUUGGCUUGCCAAACUCAAGGGACAUUGCACAUGCUGCUAAUGCAGACAUGAUCCAACCAGGCCUCAAUCCCCUGCAGCCCAAUGUGGAUUUCAUGGACUCCUUUGAGCAUUAUCCAGACUUGUUUCAGCGGCCCUUCAAUGCCCCCAUCACCACACCGGUGCCCCCAAUGUCAGCUAGCAGCUCACACACUCAGACCAACAUGACAUCUGAACAGGCCUCCUUGCUGCCGUCCAUCGACCUUACAGCAGGGCUUCCCUCAGUCAGUUUGGACCCUCGGGCCAUCUCUCCAGACCCUGUCUCAAUUGUCCCAACUAGGCCCAGUCACAGCCGUGCGAGUGACACUGUCUCCACCUACGCCCCGAACUACGUACCCCUAUUGGCCGGACCCACUGCUGUGGGUUCUGCUUCAGUGGCUGCUGCUACCCCUGUGGUCCAGCCCCUGCUGCAGGCCACUCCCUCAGUCCCAACUCCAUUAGCCCCCCCCAUUUUGGGUCAGGGCUCUGUGGUCCCACCCCUAGCGACACUGAACACCCAGCAGUCUCCUUCAGUCAUCACACACACAGCUGCCUCCAAAGUUACACCCAGCGACGCUGCCACCACCUUCAGCCAGGGUUCUGGGUUUCCCUCGCCUGUGGUGUCCUGUAGACCCACGGCCACACUCCCCUCACCUGCCCUGCAGCCUCCUCAGACAUUUGCCAUGCCCAGGCCCAUCCAGCCUGCUUUGCCGGUCAAGAAGCCAAGACCAGUCAAGCCGAUCGUUUCAGCCACUACCAUCUCUUCACCCCAUCUCAUCUUAGCCCCUUUCCCCGGGCAAGCCAGCACCCUCAUCGUCACACAACCCUUAAAAGCAGAGGUGGUCCCCACGACUGGCCAAGUUGCCAUUUCCUCACCAGCUGUCGGACGGGCUGGUUUCCACAUCCUGUCUCAGACGCAAAACCCCCCUCAGCUCAUCGUUCCCAAAGAGGAAACGGGCCCCUCCUCAUCAAACUGUAAAACUCCGACACCCCCAACUAAUGCAGUAAGAGACAGGCGCUGCUCAGGGCAGGGAUCUCCAUGUGGGUCAGAGCAGGCUCCCAGCCCCCAGUCGCCCCACAACACUUGUAACAGUCUGGCCAAGAAUGAGUCUAACCAGAACCGUCGAGUGAAUCACAUAUCUGCUGAGCAAAAAAGGCGCUUUAAUAUCAACGUAGGCUUCAAGACCCUCUGCGGUUUGGUUCCCACAUUGAAAUCUCAGUCGAAUUUGAAGCCGAUCAGCAAUGCAGCAACGUUACAGAAGACAGUGGAGUACAUCGGCAAGCUCCAGCAGGAGAGGCUGCAGAUACAGGAAGAAACCAGACGUCUCCGGGAGGAAAUUGAAGAGCUAAAUAGCUCCAUCAACUCAUGUCAAGAGCAGCUUCCUGCCACGGGUGUGCUCAUAACUCGGCAUCGCUUCGACCACAUGCGGGAAAAGUUCGACGAGUAUGUCAGAAGCAGAACCCUCCAGAACUGGAAAUUCUGGAUUUUUAGCAUCAUCCUCAAGCCGCUUUUCGAGUCCUUCAACAGGACCGUGUCCACCACCAGCAUGGACGAACUAUACCAGACCACCAUGCAGUGGCUGGAGCAGCAUUGCUCCCUGCCUGUCCUGAGACCCAUGGUCCUGCACACUCUCCGGCAGCUGAGUGUCAGCACUUCAAUCCUCACUGACCCCAGUCUGCUCCCAGAGGAAGCCCUGCAGGCUGUGACCGACACCCGAACGCCAGUGGGCCAGCCCUAGGAUAGAAGUUGGGGGGCAAGCUGUGGUUUCAACAAGAGCCAAUCUGAACGUUCCUCAGGGCCUGUUAUGGUCUGGUCUGUUUUCUCAUUCUCUAUCUCCAGAUGCCUCUUGGGGAAGAGUAGGUGGGGUCUCGGUCGGUGUGUCCAUUAGAUGAAGUCUGCAGUGGUGUCAAAGGCCCACACUUUGGCACAUUGUGAUCGUUUGUUUGUGUGUGUGUGUGUGUGUGUGUGUGUGUGUGUGUGUGUUUGUUUGUGUUUUUUUUCCUCUUCUCUGAGUAACUACCUACGAAAACACACAAACCAAGGAGAUAUUUGUCCAAAAUGGAAUGUAGAGUACUACAAUUUGAGAGACAGACGGACACACACACACACACACGCAUACACCAAUAUUGCUAAUGCUGUUGAGUUUUGACACUCAGAUUCAAAGGGGCAGGUUAAAAGUGAUGCCUUCUCUUCACUCUUUCCUCCAAUGACUUCAGUUUGCAUGUAGCUUUUUCUGAAAUUCAAGACGUGGCACAUGGCAUCUGCUACUUCUGACUCCUGUUGCAAGGCUGAUCCCACCACUUGAUGCGAGGUUCUCUACUACUUUCUAGUACUGAAAUGUCAGUGUCAUGCCCCCCCUACACACACAAACACCAUGGUUUCCGAAUGCUUCAGAAAGCGUGCUGGUAUCUGAUAUAAUUUUGGGAGAGUCCACAUCUUUUAACUGUAACCCACAGCUAAAUUGUGGUCGCAGUGCUGCACAGCUGACAGCCCCCUUCACGUACACUUUGCUGGUUUAUGCGGUUUCAAUAUUGAAGUGCAAGGAAAAUAAAAAGCUUUUUUAUACUUGUGCUCUCAGGGAUAUGGAGAAGAGCGUAACGGGAUUAUUUAACCAAAUCAGGGGCUUUCAUUGACAUUUCUGCAUGAACAACCCAUUUCUUUUCCUUUUUGUGCAAUUGAGUCAGCCAUAUUUCACUUUCAAAUGUUAUGCUAUGUUGUGUUCAGGUCAGUUACAUCUAUCUUUUUCGUUUUUCAGUAGCCUCUCCUGUCUUUUGUAUCAUUACAUUUUCAUCAAGGCUACUCAACGCCCAGCGAUACAACAAUGAGACCAUGCAUUGUCCCUCUGCAGGAACUGCUUUGGUCAUAUUAAACAUGCAUGUGUAUCAAAAACGACCUGAAUAAUCAAACACUGAUACAUAACCUAUCAGCUAAAUUUAGCUAUUUUUUUCUGUGCUGGUAUUUGAAUCUGUCAAAUGCUGAGAUCAAACACAUCUACAUACUUAAUUUAAGGAGACACAAAGUGUAAUAUCUCUAUUUAGUAAUCAGUUAUGCUUAGGGGUGUAAAAAUGCAUCAGUACAUCGUGGUCAAUUGGUUAUUAAGGUAGCGAUUCAAUGCAUCGGUGUCAGUCAAUAUUUGGGGGUAAAAUAAAAACAUUCUACUAGGUUGCAUGCUUUUGCAUUCAUGUGCUGCAAUCCGACACGCAAAGUCAUAAUGCCGACAUGCACAAUUCUCAAAUGAUAGAUGGCAGUUGGCCAUGUUUGUUCAUUAUUGACUCUGGGCUGCCGAUCAAGCUUUCUGUUUUGCACAAAAUAAAAUGAAACAUAUUACGCCAUUCUAGUAAUGUGCAUUGGCAAUCUCAGCACCCCCACUGCCACCCAAUCAGCUACACGCCUCCUUCGUCCCCCCCCCCACAGUUCAGUGCAUUGAGGGAAAAAUUUCUUUUUUUCUGUUUAUUAAAAAUGAUAAAGAUUAAUGUUCCUAGAUUCUACCUUUGGAUUCCAUUAGUAGUGUGUAAUUCAAUUCCGUUUAUUUGUGAAAUUGAGUGAAAACCGUUUGGAUUUAGGUUAUAAAAAUAAUUGAUGAAUCAUGUUAGACAUUACAGACUUAUGAUGCCUUGAAUCGUUCCCUCGAUAAUUGCCUUGUCAAUGAUUUACACCCCAAAUUAUGUUUAUGACCAUAUUGUUUCUGCCAUGUUUUUUAUUUGCAUAUUUAUUGUAAUGAAAAUGAUCAUUUGUGUGAUGCCUUAAUUCACUGACUACACUUUGUAGUUCAGUCUGCUUUCUACUCUCAAAGUCAAAGUCAAGUGUUUGUGCUUUUAGGAGUGACCAUAGUUUUGGUAGAUGUUGUAUACAGCACAUUUGGGCUAUGCAAAGGGGGGGGAAAAGUUUGGUUACUUUUUUUUGCAUUCACUGUUUGGAAAGUAAAGUACUUUGUCAGUUAUGAUAUUCAUAUUUCAGACCCCCUGCCCCUUCCCGUUUCCUUGGGUUAAGUCUUCCAGAGAACACAAUGUGUUCUUUACAUUGUCUUCUGUACAUUUGAUUGGCUUGUUUUUUAAGAAUGGUUUUGAGGGUUAGUACUUUGACACAUUAUUGUUUACUGCUGUCUGGUUUUAUAUGAAAAGCUGUAUAUAUUGUAUCUUUUUGUUUUUCUCAAAGUAAAAAAAAAACUUUUUUACAUGUA
Molecule: messenger RNA, 5294 nt
Organism: Paramormyrops kingsleyae
Lineage: Eukaryota; Metazoa; Chordata; Actinopteri; Osteoglossiformes; Mormyridae
Gene: mlxip
Product: MLX interacting protein
Biological process (GO): regulation of transcription by RNA polymerase II
Cellular component (GO): nucleus
Molecular function (GO): RNA polymerase II cis-regulatory region sequence-specific DNA binding; protein dimerization activity; DNA-binding transcription factor activity, RNA polymerase II-specific
Source: RefSeq, a predicted model, not a curated record